GAUAUUUUUAAUAUCUUUGUCUGUAUUAUUAUUUGUCAUUCUCUCUGCCACGUUAUCUUCUUGAAGGAAAUUCUCAACUCUCUAUCUUUCAAACUGCAAGCUCCUCCUCUUCGAAUUCAUGUUUGUUGUUGGAAACACGCUCAACCAUCUUUACAUUCAACCAAGAAGCUAUAAGCCGAGUUUCAAAUGGAUGGCAAAGAAUUCUUCUUCAAGUGAUGUAGCUAUUGAGAAAUGGAAACGUGAUGGUGUUUAUAUCGACAAACGUGGAAAAUUGAGGACCUUUCAUCACAAAAAACUGUCCAGGAAACGAUGUGGUUCUUUAAGAGGACAAGGAUGGAAGUAUGGUUCUGGUUUUGUGGAUGGAGUUUUCCCUGUUUUGAGCCCCAUUGCUCAACAGAUCCUGGAUUUUCUUCAACAGGAGGUUGAUGCUGAUAGAGUUUGGGGUUCACUUGAUAAUCUUUCUCCCUCUCAUUCUACUUGGGACGAUCUUAUCAAUGUAGCUGUUCAACUUCGUUUAAACAAAAAAUGGGAUCCUAUUGUGCUGCUUUGUGAGUGGAUAUUGCAGAGGAGCUCCUUUCAGCUGGAUGUUAUGUGCUUCAAUUUGCUCAUAGAUGCUUAUGGACAGAAAUCUUUAUACAAGAAGGUGGAAUCUACGUACUUGGAACUUCUCGAAGCUCGAUGCGUACCAACAGAAGAUACUUAUGCCCUUCUUGUCAAGGCCUACUGUACAGCUGGGCUAAAACAGAAAGCUGAGGCUGUGUUUGCCGAGAUGAGAAAGUAUGGUCUCUCCCCAAGUGCAACUGUUUACAAUGCUUAUAUUGAUGGGUUGAUGAAGGGAGGAAACUCCCAAAAGGCUAUAGAAGUUUUUCAGAGGAUGAAGAGAGACGGAUGCCAACUGAAUACCGAAACUUACACACUGAUGAUCAACUUAUAUGGGAAGGCAAGUAAAUCCUAUAUGGCCUUGAAAUUAUUUGAUGAAAUGAGAAGUCAAAAGUGUAAACCAAAUAUAUGCACAUACACUGCUCUGGUGAAUGCUUUUGCUAGGGAGGGACUCUGUGAAAAGGCUGAAGAGAUUUUCGAGCAGCUUCAAGAAGCCGGUCAUGAGCCUGAUGUGUAUGCUUACAAUGCGCUCAUGGAAGCUUACAGUCGUGCAGGUUAUCCUUAUGGUGCGGCAGAAGUAUUUUCACUCAUGCAACACAUGGGAUGUGAACCAGACAGAGCUUCAUUUAAUAUCAUGGUUGAUGCCUAUGGUAGUGCUGGCCUUUACGAGGAUGCUGAAUCGGUAUUUGAGGAGAUGAAGAAGCUAGGAAUAACGCCGACGAUGAAAUCUCACAUGCUACUUCUCUCUGCCUACUCUAGAGUCGGGAAUAUAGCUAAGUGCGAGAAUAUUGUGAACCAAAUACAGGAAUCUGGACUUCAACCGGACACCUUUGUCCUAAACAGUAUGUUAAACCUGUAUGGCAAGUUAGGUCAAUUCGAAAACAUGGAGAAAGUUUUGGUUGCAAUGGAAAAAGGACCUUAUGAAGCUGACAUUAGUACAUACAACAUUUUGAUCAAUGUUUACGGCAGGGCAGGAUAUUUCAACAGAAUGGAAGAGUUGUUCCAGUCACUUCCUGCCAAGAAUUUGACACCUGAUGUGGUAACCUGGACUUCACGGCUCGGAGCCUACUCUAGGAAGAAACUAUAUCAAAGAUGCUUAGAAAUUUUUGAGGAAAUGAUCGACGCUGGCUGUUACCCUGAUGGAGGAACUGCCAAGGUACUUCUCUCUGCAUGUUCUAGUGAAGAUCAAAUCGAGCAGGUCACGACCGUGAUUAGAACAAUGCAUAAGGACAUGAAGACCGUCUUGCCGAUUUGACCAGAUACUUCCUUGUAAGUAGAUCACACCCAUAUAUGUGUUUGACUGUGGAGUAAAUUGUUGUAUAUAUGUGUAACAAACUGAAAUUAGAUUCUCAUGCAAUGUGUAAGUAGCAGAUAGACAUUGCCUGCAUAUAGCUAACAUAUAGCCAAGUUUUUAGUAAGAUGGUAUAGAGUUCAAGUGAGAAUUUUUCAAAAAAUGCUUUUCAUUUCUUGAUCAACAUAUAGCUAAGUUUUUAGCUUGCAUACAA
Molecule: messenger RNA, 2105 nt
Organism: Gossypium arboreum
Lineage: Eukaryota; Viridiplantae; Streptophyta; Magnoliopsida; Malvales; Malvaceae
Product: pentatricopeptide repeat-containing protein At2g35130
Exons: 8
Coding region: 119-1855 (578 amino acids)
Molecular function (GO): protein binding
Source: RefSeq, a predicted model, not a curated record